CCACAGCAGCGGGGUCCAUCAUGAGUUACAAAUCAAGCUCGAGAGUACAAAAAACCGAAGAGGAGCUCAUUCAACUCUUAAACCAGUUGAAAUCAGUUUUAGAAGAAGUUGAUAGACCCCAUGAAGCUGCCAAAGAUUCAAAAUUGAGUUCUCUUCGUAUACCGAAAGACAUCGAACAUUUCAGACGGGAACGAAAGAUUGCUCUUGAGAGAUUGAUGCAGAUUCCUGAACUAAAGCUGGUUGAGUUCCAGUCUAAAGUCUUGAAAGAACAACUGGAAGUUUGUGGAAAGAUGGAGUACACACCGCAAAAUCUUGCUGUUUUACUGCAUCAAUUCUAUGUCAAUCGUAUUGAGCAGCUUGUUCAGUGUAAGUCAAUGCAUCAAACACGGUGGACUCGAUAUGGUUCAAAUACCCAAGUUGUGCAAAGGCUACAGGGUCAUUAUGAGCAUCAAAUGCAUGCUGUUAUAUCUGAAUACCAUGAUGCUAUUGAGCGAGCUCAACGCUUGGCUGAUUGUAUGGAACAAAUUCUUGCGGGUGGGUCUCCAUCUCCAAGCCUUGUGACACAACAAGAUGUUCUGAUCUACCUAAGAUACAAAGUGACAGAACUACACUCUUUCAAACGAGCUAACGCUUACCUCAGGGUUGUUCAUCUGUUACCAUAUCUUCAUGAAAACACAUUUGCUAUGACACACGAUAAGCUAAACACAAAUUCUGCAAAAUCAGACCAUAAGGAGCAGGUCACUGCUUCAGUGAGAAAAAAGUGGCAAGAUGUAGCUCGCCGUGCUCGCUACCAAUCUUCCGAUGGCAGAGGAACACCGACCUCUCAAUCUCCAUAUUCACUAUUCAGUACAAAGCAUGAAACAGCCAGUACUACUGCUACUACUACUACAGAUGAUUCAUCAGACAUGGCUGGAUUUUGUCCAUCAUCGGAGAUUGCACCAGCAUCAGGUGGAGAUACCAUGACAGUACCCUGCAAUACAACUGAUCUGACAAAGCUGCGUCCUCUAUUGGAACAUCUCAUGGCUUGUUAUGAUAUCAAAAUGAGUGUGGAGUUUCUUAGCAGUGCAGAUGAGCUGGAGCUAUUCUAUAUUGUCAACAGAAAGUUUAAAGCAAUCUAUCAAAGUCAGGAAGAAAAGUUGACGUUUCACACUGCAGGAGGUUCCAGUGAGGAUGUGGCAGACAUGAGCGUGGAAAGGAAGGUGUUUAAAAAGCAGUCGGCCUGGUUACCAUAUGUCAAUAUUAGACCAGAACGAAUGCAGUUUGAAGAUAGUCUGAUUGGAAAAUUACGGGCAGAUGAUUACAGUGAUCCUUUACUGCUUGUAUUAUCACACUCGUUGAACUUGGCAGAUAUUCAGAAGUUGCAAUAUGCACUGAAACGACACGCAGCAGACGUUCGACGUGAUCUCAGCAACUCAUCUAGCCAGAGUUCCAGUAAGACGACUAACAUAUGGAAAAACAUUUUCUGCGGAUUCGACCCUCAUGAUCCUAGUUUUAAUCCUCACCAUGAUUCCAUUCCUUCUACAUCUCAGGAGGAUCAUCAGCAUGCUUCUUCUGCCACUAUCAGACUGAAUGUUCUAGGGAGUGGAUUACCCAAAACUCAAAGUUUGGGAACAGAGUUUGAUUUCGGAAGUGCAAUUCAGUUUUUGGAAGGCAAUGAAGGAGCCUUGUUUGGUAGGAAGACAGCAUCAGAACCAAUCUACAAAGAUGGAUUUAUGUCAUUUCUGUAUUUGAGACAUUUGAGAAUGAGAGACUUGAGAAUCAAGUGCUUGUCAAUUCUCAACUACUUUCGUUCUGUUCAACGAACUCUGACAGUCAUUGAUUCUAGGGUGCUAUUGAUAUGUUCAGAAGAAGAAAACGGGCAGUCUGCAGUGUUUUCUGGAGCUUCUUAUGUGUACAACACUCCUGCUGAGUGCAGACUUGACUGGGCAUCAGCAAUGGAAUCAAACGAGUCAGAGUAUCUUGAUGACUUCUACAGUGGAGAUGAGGCCGGAUGUGUUGUCGUUCAAGACAGGAAGGGUUGUCACAUUAUGUAUGACUCAGCCAUCGAUGAUUUCAGGCACUUGGAACAUCAGAUGUUGUUGGUUGGGAGUUAUUAUAUUGAACUGUCUGCAGGGAAGACGUUUGAGAAGAAGAAUGCACCAAAAGAGAAAAGUCAGGCUAUUGACAGAUUUGCAGUUUUGUUUGAUUUAUGGAAUCAAGAAGCUGCUUAUCUUGACAGCAAAAGGAAGCUGCUCAACUGUUACUUGGAGGCAUACCACAAUGUGUUUGAUCCAAACGAGAAACGGAAUCUGGCUCAGGUGAUGACAAACGUUAUGUUUUCAAGACCUCGGUUUGACGCUUCAGCCGAGUAUUUUAUUCACAUUUAUCAGGAAGAGAGCCUUUGCUUGCAGCUACAGAAAACGCUUGUUGUGAAGAUUCUUAAUAAGCAGAUUGAUUCUCAAAGACAGUAUCUUGGACGAAUUCUCUCAUCACAGGAAGUCAGUCCAGAAGAAAACUUUGGAUUGCCAUUGAAUGUAAUUUUACAGCAACCAAUAGCACUAACUGAUGCCAGCACUGCUCUGAAUCCAGUUCAUCUUCUUGAAUUCCAUCCAUCUCUUUGUCUUGCCAGUCGCCUAUCAGGCUCUCUUUCAUCUUCGCUACAUGAAGUUCUUCAUAUGUUCAAAGCACACACGCCAUUUGCUGCUGUGAAGUUACACAUCCAGUUAUUGAGAACUUCUCAUCAGGAAUUUGAUUUGAUGAAAGACAUUAGCUUGGACUACACAAAGGCAAUACAAGACAAUCUAUUCUGUGAUAUAGUGUGUGAAGAUCCUCGUAUACUUGUGAAGAUCUGUGUGUUGCUAUGCCAGUGUCUACAACAGCAUGGACAACUGUCUCAAUUAGAACUGAGCCAGCAACAAACAAAAGUCUGGACGCAAGUUUUAGAGCUCAUUCAACUGAGACAUCAUUUGAUUGAUGUUUGUCACGAGACAGCUCUGCUUGUGAAGAUCUACAAGCUGCAAGCAAGUGAUGUGGGAUUUGGUCUUCACAAUGCCUUUGUGAGGCCAGUACAGUUGGAGCAAUCAGCAGGUGUAGUUGGUACAGAGAAUCGUAUACCUUCAGCUAUGGGGCUGACAAAACAAGAUGAUGCCACACUUGAUAGGUUUAGUUCAACGCUGUUAUCUCUUGCUGUUCACGAAUUGGAUGAAAAUCAGGUGGGAACGUUCUCUUUUAGAAGCAAACUGGCAAUAGAGCAGCUGCUGAAUCAUGAAGGAAUAAAACAAAUGCAGACAGUAUUGAAAGCUCAAACUGCGACAAGAGCUGCUUUUACAAUUGCUGUACAGCAGAAUGUGUUGAGUCACCUUGCAAGAUCAAAGAAGAAAACUGAUGGGACUGAUUUGGAAGAGCUAUUAUCUGAGGGACCAGAUGAGCAGGACAGCUCUCGGUCAUCUGCCACUGCAAAGUCUGAUUCAGGACCUAAUUUGGCAGAGCAGAUUCUCCAGAGUUUCAGUGCAGUGAAGCACAGACAGUUCUUCUUUCUCUCUGUUCAGCUUCUGAAGAGUCCUGUAAUGCAAGAGGCAAUGGUGCAAUAUUCAAGAAAACCAGCAACUGUUUUGAAUGAUCCAAAAGAGCGAGCAAAAGCCAAGUGUGAUGUAAUCAACACGUAUUCUGAAACUCUGGUUUCAGGACUUGUAACAUAUUCCCUUCGUAAUCAGAUUUCUGCUCUGUUGGAUAGUACUCAUGAACUAUUUGGACAGUUUCCAGCUGUCAGGAAUGCAUAUUUUCAAGUUAGUGGUGACCCUGUUCAAGAAGGAAUGCAAAAGAAGAAGCAACUCAAGAAACAAUUGGUAACAUCUCCGUUGAGAUCACAAUCCGAAAUGUUAGCUAAGCAAAGUGACAUAACUGUAUUGGAUGAUCCAAGAAAAGUUUACAUGAGACCACGGCAGAUGAUUUCACUUGAUGGGAAGAGGCUACUUAAUCUGUGGUAUUUGCCACACUUUGGUGAGGUUUUUGAUAUGUGUUCUGAUCUUUCUGGUCAGUUGUUAAUUCAAAGUCUUCAAACUGUCCUGAGAAUUGUUUCGUCUCUUCAUACAAUUGCAAUGUUCAUUACUACAUAUGCCAGGCUUGGUGAAAGCUUUGGUCUUAAAGUGAAAUCCAACCUGCAGCAUGGCACUUCAUGGGGAGGGGCUGAGCAUUUAGGAUCAGAACUACAGGAUCUUCAAAAUAAGAUCACACAUUUAUCAGACCCUCAAGAUCCUUUGUUGGUAGCUGAUUAUCUGGAGUAUCAUUCUCAAGUUUUGUUCCAGUCAUUUUAUGUUGCCAUUGCAUGCAACCUUAGAGACAGCUUGCUUCAUAGUGGUUAUGAGCGAGCAUUCCAGGAUAUAACAGAUGGCAUGAAGGCAUUUCUACAUGUUGCGAGCAAGUCUCACUGUUUAGCAUUGACAUUACCAAUGUGUGCAGUACCUGAACCAUUUGUUGCUUCAUCAAAGCUUGCGAAUAACCUGUUUCCAAGAAGAUCGUUUUUGAGUCGAGUUGGGUUAAAACCAUGUGUUAUAUCAGAGCGCUGUAGGAUAGAACAACGUGUCUACACAUGUCUCUCUUGUCUUGACAACAAGGGCAGAGAGCUUGCUAGCGGUGAACUUAUGGCAGUCAAUCUUUUGCUUGAAGAUGUCUUGGACAAUGUGCACAAAGAGCCUGGCAUAUUGAGAUUUAGCCAUCGCCGUAGUGCUGACUCUGGAGGAGACCAUCAUAGCAGUGGUCAAGAAGUGAAGGUUGAGAAAGCAUUUUUUAGAUCAUCGACAGAUAGUGCAAUUGCUUCAAGACAUUCAGGCCAUCAUAUGGCUGGUAUUGAUCAGCUCAAGGUUUUGAAAGAGAUGCUGCAAUUUCUGAAAAUAUCCUCUCAAUUGGAAAGCUUGAAGCAGCAGUGGGCACAGCACUUGUUGGAGUUGCAUCAUCCUAUUUGCACCACUAAGCAUUUCAGAAUAUAUGAGGAAUCAUAUUGUAUGAAUGUUUUGGAGUCAGUCAAGCAUGCCGUCCUGUCAUCUUCAGAUUCUUCUCUAGCGGAGAGUAGACGACUUUCAUUUCAAAUGCCUUCAGUAGAUCUUGAGAAGAUAAAUAUUUCUGAGACCAAAUUGCGGUGGCAUCAGGUGAGCUUCUUGCUUGAGCUGCUGGAAUGCCACAUGAUAGAAGAUAUGAAGAGACAUUUUGACAAGUUGCAUGACUUUGUGUUAGCUGAGCGUUUGCGAGAUGAUGAUAACUUGCCUCUAGAUCUGUGGAAGACUGUGCAAACAAAAGAGAUGUGUAUGGUACAACGUCCCUUGUUGGUAGAAGAAUUUUCAAUGGCUUUGUUGUCUGCUCAUUCUGAUCUUGGUGACACUAUUUGUUUUCAAAAGGAUCACUUGAACUCAUGUCUAACUGAGCUAGCUGCUAACGUAAUGCAUCGGGAGAAGAUGGUUUUCAGAAGCUACAGUUCAUUUUAUGAAAGUAUGCUGAGACAACAAUUUAGUGCUUUACAAGUGAAGCAGAAGGAAGUUGAGAAGCUAAAUGAUGCACUGAAAGCUAGUGAAGAGACAAAUACAGUGGAACUCAAUUGCCAGUUAGCAGAAAAGACUUUGCUGCUGCUGCAACAAAUUGGUGAUUUGAAAGCCAAAGUGCGAGCAUUGGAGAAACAGUCAAAGUUGGAGAUGCACACCUUGUUGAUCAUUUUUCUGGUAUGUGAACAGACUUGGAUGGAUGAGUUUGAAAUUUUGUCAUCACUGCUUAAAUUCAUGCAAGAAAUGCGACAGCAGGAGUCUAUGAAAAGGAGCUAUGAUGAUCUUGUUCACAAACUCUUCUCUUCAUCAACAGCUGUUAAGGGCAGGUUUGAGGAGUACAGAACCGGAUUAUAUGAUGAUAUGAUCAACUCGGUCAGGCUAGUAAGAUCAGCUGCAAUUGAAGGGAUGAGGAAAAUCCGACGCAAAGCAGCUGCUGGUUUACAGCAUCAUCAAGACGAGAACGAUCUUGAACAGUCCCUGCUCAAGGCUGACUGUGACUUAGACAUACAGAGAGAGAAUGCUUUGUUAACCGAAAAGCUACUAAAACUUCAAACCAUCAAUGCCUGGAAACACAACUCUACACGAUCUCUCUAUGGUCAACAGUUGUCUCACGCUCAAGAGGAGAGAGAUGAAGCUAAAACUGAAUUGUUCAAUUUAAAAAUCCACAAUGAUGAUGAACUGAAGUCUUUGGAAGACCAAAUAGUAACUCUUCGGAAGACACUACAACUUACUGAGGAACAGUGUCAAGAACUGAAGAAGCAGUUGACUGAAGAGAGAAAAAUCUAUUCGAAACGUAUUCAACAAUUGCAGGAAAUGUCUUCACAGCCAAGAGUGGACCGAACAAGGCAGCAAGAUAUUGAGCAUUUGUCUAGUGAGUUGCAGAAUCACAGACAAGCUCUGAGAGCUGUAUCUGAGCAACGAGAGAUGUCAGAACGUAGGACAAUCUAUGAGAAAGCGAAGAGCCAAAAGACAGCACGUCAGCUGCAGCAGCAACUAGAACAAGAACGAUCACUCAAAAGAGAAGCCUUUCACUUGGUCAACGAUCUUCAGGAAAAGGUGAAUGAUUACGAGACAUUACAGCAAAUGCCUAGCCGGUCUAUUCAAUCCGCUCCUGCUGGUGGCCGUGUGGGUGCAUCUCCUUCACACAGACGUCCUCUCUUAUCGUCUCGUCAGUCUACCCGACCUGCUUGGCCUUCACGAAGCAACACUCCAGACCCUUCUGGAGCAGCAAAAUUACAAGUCAAACUUCAAAGGCCUAAAACGUCUGCCGGUCAGUUGCGUUCGAGGUUGGCCGAGUCAUUGAUGUCUUCGGCGCCCACUCUGGGACUCUUCGGAGAGGAGGAGGUUCGUGCACUGUCAGAGGGAAAUCUAUUGCAUUGACUACGAGCUCAAACUUGUGGCCGGCGACCGAACCGAGAGCAACUACUCUGGUGGUGUAUGUAUCUGUAAUUUGUAUGAUGUGUAUACAUGCAUGGAGUUUAAACUCAAACUCGAUGUGUCAUUCACUGCAGACACGUCUAGCUGGAUGUUGUGAAGGGCUGUUGGAAUGUAAGUAUAUAAUUAUGGAUUAGUACCGUA
This is a messenger RNA of Corticium candelabrum, 7088 nucleotides long. RefSeq lists its product as uncharacterized. NCBI's taxonomy places the organism in Eukaryota, Metazoa, Porifera, Homoscleromorpha, Homosclerophorida, Plakinidae. The coding region runs from base 21 to 6890 and encodes 2289 amino acids. The transcript is spliced from 68 exons. The record is from RefSeq and is a predicted model, not a curated record.